This is a messenger RNA of Paramecium primaurelia, 522 nucleotides long. Lineage: Eukaryota; Ciliophora; Oligohymenophorea; Peniculida; Parameciidae. The record is from the annotation of a GenBank genome assembly.
AUGGAAUCCUCCUUACUUGCUUAGAAUUUAAAAGCAUAUCAACUUACAAAAAAUAAUUUGGUUAGCUAUCAAAGAUAUAAGGAUAAUUCAAUAAUUGAAGUCUUGGUUACUUAUAAUCACUUACUAUAAUAAUAUGUUAACAUUUAACCAACUCUUGGUAAUCAUGGAUUCAUUCCAUAAACUUAUAGAAAUUAAUAAGAUCUUAUAGAUAUUUUAGUGUUUUAUUUAGUUGAAAUAGGACCAAUAAGUUUAGUGGAGGCUGGAGUUAUUGAAAUUACGCAUAUGAUUGAUUUUGGAGAAAUUAAUGAUAAGAUUAAUGCAGUGGCAAAAAAUGAUGUAUUCUAUUAUUAGUUAAUUAUUUAGAGGAUACAAAAAAGCAGAAUAUUUUAGAAAUCCAAAGUUUCUUUUGAAGAUUAUAAUUAAAAUUUGAUUGUUGAAAUAUUCAAAAGGAAAUUAGAUUCAUAAAAGUUUAAUAAAGAAAAAAUCAAACUGUAUAAAAAUAAGUUUUUGAAUAAUUUAUGA